AUGGCGGAUACCUCCAUAGAAUCCCUGGAACAUGAUAUCAUUAAACUCUACAGCAACUCUAGCGAAAUUUCCGACUUACAGGAAUGUCUGAAGGACUUUCAGGAAAGUGAAGAAUCAUGGGAGGUGUGUACCCGAAUGCUAGAGAGGUACUCCACUGCGAUAUCAGAUAAUAGCAUCGAAGCGGUACUUCCAUUGUUACUCUAUUCAACCAGCACUCUGAGAUAUCACGCGUACAAUGGAUUCAAACAUCAUUUAAAGCAUUGUGUUGGUGAAGAAUUACACAAACUAUGGGAUAUCUGCGAACAUAUGAUGGAGCUCCUCUCUAUCUACAGUCAUGGGCCUAGGACAAUAUCCACACAAUUAAGUUGUGUAGCUGCCACUGCGAUAAUCUUUGCCUACGAUGCUACGCUUACAGAGUCAGAAUUGUUGUUAUUAGCAGCAAUAAACAAAACCGUUGAGGGAAGCGUUGCGCAUUAUCUUCUGAUAUCUAGUGUUGUGGAAGAGUCAUUCAACGACAACAUUCUGAUAUCACUAGAGCAUAGGUCAUCAUUCAUACGGAGUUGCGCAAUGAUAUCUCCAAGAAUAUUUGAAAGGUUAUUCUCUACUUCCUAUGAUAUGUCUGUUGAAACUCUUCGGAUUAAUGCCUUGUCUGACUGGAUAAGUCUCCACUUUCGACUUUUGAGACGUUUUGGAGGGUUUAGAAUGGAACAAUCCUUUUUUGACAAAAACGAUCGUAUUUAUGAAGAUUCCUUAAUGAGCAGGCUCCCUAAAGAUGAUUGUACAUUGGUUUUUAACAGUCUAAAUGCUCUUUACGCUUUGAACAUUAUAAAGGUUAUAUUUGAUUUCAUCAAGUUUGGAAUAGCAACCAAUGAUCAUACUAUCAUAGAGCCCUCAUGUAAUGCGCUUGUACAACUAUUAGCUCUAUGUCAAAUUGAUUUACCUACUCUUUUAAUAGUUGCUACAAACAACCAACCUCCAUCAUCAAGAGGUUCUGAUGCAUGGAAGAAUUCAUGCCGUAAGGCACUUUCUAAUCUAGCUACAAUUAUAUCCACAAUGGUUAUGGAAUCUGUGGAUGCCUUUGCUGCUAUUUUGGAACCGAUUGUAAAAUGUGCUGAGAUGGAAAAAAGCAUCGGCUUCCUGCCCUAUCAGAUAAGCAAGACUCUUCUCAGUACACUUGUAAUAAUGAGUGCUGAGCAUCUGCCUUUCUCACUCUAUUUUGAUCCAGAAAGUAGACCUAAAAUCGAACAUGUGUGUAAUUUUGUAAACUUGUUUUUGUUUGGGUCAUCCUUUGAGCUUAGGGAACUUGUAUUGGAUUUUUGGGCAUCAUUUCAAAGCCAUUUCUUACCUACUCGGAGGGACAUUUCAAUUUCCAAUACAUCAAUCACUGAGAAUAUGCGUUUAACAACAAUUUCAUCCCUUAGACCCUUGUAUGAACUGUUUUUAAUAAACUUGUAUAGAAGUGUCUCUGUUAAUAAUUUUGAGAAUCAAGAUUACCUAGAGACAUACAAUGAGCUUGUUUCUGUAUCUAUGCGAGAAGCAUCCUUAUUAACUGGUCCAGAAUAUAUUUUGAAGCUUGUAAAUGACGAUCUUCCACAUUUGUCGAAGGGGACCAAUUGGAAGAUUCUUGAAAGGUCAGCCUUUUCAAUAUAUUCUGUGGCUAGCCUUUUAACUGCCGGAAGGGACAAUAUUGUUAGAAAAAUACUCCUUAUUGCAACAGAUAGUAUCAAAUUUCGGGAAAUAAUAUCAUUGGACCCAUCCAAAGCUUCUUCUGUUCAAAGGACUAUAUCCAAGCUAAUUUUAUGGACUUGUGCUUUCAUAGCUAAAGAUCAAAAGCUAUACAUUAAUACCUAUAACUUGCUAUUCAACGAGAUUAUCGCAAAUAAUUACAUGGAUAUAAUAACGGACCAGGCUAUAGUAGGUCUCUGUUACUGUAUUGAUGCUAAAAAGUCUGAAGAAGAUUUUGUAAAGAUGAUGAAGUACUUGAUAACGAGUAUUACUGAAUCUAAAAGUAUGAUUGAUCUCAGAAUCGAAAUGGUGGAAGCAAUACUAGACCUUUUGACCAGAGUUUCUGAGCCCACAAGAUCUAUCUUGUGGAAGGAGAUGUUAGACAUUUCCUCCAAUCGUAUAAAGGAUAUGCUUUUGACGGAAAUGACAGAAGAUUUCAAGCUUUUUAUUCUGAUUGUAAUGUCUCUAAAUAACUUUCAUGGAAAUUCUGGGUAUAGGCAUGAUGUAAGUAGUGAUAUAAUGAUAUUGCUAAAGAGGGUCAAUCUUUUGAGUAAUUUUUGGGAAUUUUUGGCAAAGGUAUAUGGUCAAGUUGUAUUUAUUGAUGAACCAGAUUUGGGAGCUACUAAACCGCAAAAUGAGUUUAUGAAAAAUAGAGUAUCUUUGUUGGUUUGGUUAUUCAACAAUACUAAACGCGGGGAAUUCUUUCAUUUGGGUCUCAUAAAAGUUCUGUUGGUGAAAAAAUAUGUUGUUUCAAACACGAGAUUGUUUUCACGGAUGUUUGAUUCUUUGACAUCUAUAUAUUCUGACAUUGAUGUUUUAUUAUCAAAAAACCAAAAUCUAAUGGAAGAUCACUUAGCUGACGUAUUGGAAUGCACAAGAGAAAUAUUUGGAAACUGGGAAUUUGCAAAUAAAUUACUGGAGUGGGAAGGUAUAUGUAAUUUUAUAACAUCACUAAUUUCUGCUCUUCCAAUGGAAUAUCCCGAUGUUAAUAACCUUGCAUUUUUGGUUUUAGCAAAGUUCGUUGGAUGGGCUGAUCUACCAAAGGAGCUUUAUAUGAAUACAGAUGCUGAUUUUAUUGCUGUUAUAAAGUCAUCAAAGUCCAUAGUAAGGUCUCUUUUGAAUUCAAGCAUUAAAAACUCGAAGAAUCGUACACUUAUCUAUGUCAUUAUUAACACUGUAAUUACCUGUACUAUCUCAAAACCAUGUCAAAUGGAUAGUUGGAUACCAUCUACAGCUCAAAUACUUUCUGUACUAUUAACUUGUAAUGCAACAUCGCAAAAUGCCAAUAUAUCGCUCAAGACAAUACUCACUGCCUCUUGUAAAUCUAUUUCUCCGCUUGAAAUUCGUUAUUAUUACCGCAAAAUUGUAAGUUCGGGUGGAGCACGUGAAAUCGCAUUUUUGCUACGAAGUCUUUCCGAUUAUUACAGGAGCAAAUCUGUAUCGGAGGAGCUAGAUUGA
Molecule: messenger RNA, 3183 nt
Organism: Theileria equi strain WA
Lineage: Eukaryota; Apicomplexa; Aconoidasida; Piroplasmida; Theileriidae
Exons: 2
Coding region: 1-3183 (1060 amino acids)
Source: RefSeq, a predicted model, not a curated record